CUCCGACUGAGACUCUCUCUGACUACAGCAACACUCUUUGUAUGUAAUUCACGUGUGGGGAAACAAGUUUUGAGUUGAAGCCAUCAAGUUUUGAUGGCAUCUGCCAUUCUGCCUGCCUGCCUGCGUUUAAAAAGAGGUUUUUAUUGCAGCAGCCUACACUGCUCUGCUCUUCUGCUGUCCUAAAAAGCUUCCCUUUCUUUGUUCAAUGAAUACAUGCCCACAGCCACACCACACCACUGCUGCUGUACUACCACUGCAAAUCCAUCCUUACCUCCACUAUAUUCCAAUAUUUGCAUCUCUUACAUCCCUCUCUCUCUCUCUCUCUCUCAACACCACUUUUUGCACAGUCUUCCAAAUAUCCUCUUCCUCUCUCUCUGUAUCAGUUUUCUGAUCACUUGUAUAAUUAAUCCCGCCCUAAUAUACUCUGGUACAGAUAACCCAAUUCGAUUCUGUUGGAAUUCUUUCAUAUUGUUUAGAUUAGAUAUUUUUGUUUCUAUAUAUUACCAAGAUAAUCUAUUUCUGUUGGGAGUAGUAAGAGGUGGUUAACACUCUCCGUCCUCGUCCUCGUCCUCGUCCUCUUCCUCUUCCUCCGCCAGCUUUCUCUAUCUAGACUAUCGUAUUUUGUUUGAUACUUGUAUAUCUUGAUAAGACAUCCAUCUCCAUUCCCUUAAUCGUUAAUCCCUUCUGCCCCUCUCCAUAGCCCACAACCUUUUACUUUACAUAAAUAAAUAAUCUCUCUGUUCGUGUUCGUAUUCGUAUGUAUGUAUGCAUAUAUACAUCUAGUCUAGUUUGACAUAUUCCCAAUUCAAUUCAGGCUGCUCCUAUAAAUAAAAUUCUCCACCUUCUCUAUCUCUCUCUCUCUCUGUUUCGAUUACAAGAAAAGAAAAAGAGAGAUGAAGGAGAUUUGGACAACGAUGGCUUCGAUGAUGGGCGUGUGGGCCUUCUGUCAGAGCCUCCUCCACACCGUCGUCCCGCCGGAGCUCCGUUUCGCUGCCGUUAAAUUCUUCCACCGCCUCUUCAGCUACUUCUCUGCCUACUGCUACUACGACAUAACCGAGAUUGACGGCGUCAACACCAACGAGCUCUACAACGCCGUCCAGCUCUACCUCAGCUCCUCCGCCUCCAUCUCCGGCAGCCGCCUCAGCCUCACCCGCGCCCCCAACGCCUCCUCCGUCACCUUCGGCCUCUCCAACAACGACCGCCUCCUCGACUCCUUCGCCGGCGCCGCCUUCGAAUGGGAGCACGUCGUCACGCAGCGCCAGGCCCAGACAUUCUCCUGGCGGCCCCUGCCGGAGGAGAAGCGCGGCUUCACUCUGCGUGUCCGAAAGUCGAACAAGCACCUCGUCCUCAACUCCUACCUCGACUACAUCGUGGACAGGGCCAAGGACCUGCGCCGGAAGAACCAGGACCGUCUGCUUUACACGAACUCCCGAGGGGGCUCGUUGGACUCCAGGGGGCAUCCGUGGGAGUCCGUACCGUUCAAGCACCCUAGUACCUUCGAUACAUUGGCCAUGGACCCUGUCCGGAAGGCCCAGAUUAUGGCGGAUCUUCGGGACUUCGCUAACGGGGAGUCCUUCUACCAGAAAACGGGCCGGGCUUGGAAGAGAGGGUACUUGCUCUACGGCCCGCCCGGUACCGGCAAGUCCAGCAUGAUCGCCGCCAUGGCCAAUUUCCUCGGUUACGACAUUUACGACCUCGAAUUGACCGAAGUGAACACCAAUUCCGAGCUGCGGAAGCUAUUGAUGAAGACGAGUUCCAAGUCCAUCAUAGUCAUCGAGGACAUCGAUUGCUCCAUAAGCCUCACGAACAGGAACAAGAACAAGAACAGCGCCGCCUCCUCCGCCGGUAAGAGGAACACCCAUGAGACGGCGGCGGCGGCGGCGGACGACGGAGGGAACACGAUCACCCUGUCCGGGCUGCUGAAUUUCACCGACGGCCUGUGGUCGUGCUGCGGCAGCGAGAGGAUCUUCGUCUUCACGACGAAUCACAUGGAGAAAUUGGAUCCUGCCUUGCUUAGAAGCGGGAGAAUGGAUAUGCACAUACACAUGAGCUACUGCUCUUUUCCGGCAUUGACGAUUCUGCUGAGGAAUUACUUGGGGUACGAGGAGGAAAGGGAUCUAAACCAGAAGGUGCUAGACGAGAUCAGGGAGGUCAUCGAACCGGCGGAGAUGACCCCGGCCGACAUCAGCGAGGUGCUGAUCAAGAACCGGCGGGACAAGAACCGGGCGGUCGAGGAGCUUCUGCAGACGCUGAAAAUUAGGGCAGAGAAGAACGGGGAGUCGAAGGGCAGAGAUGGAGAAGAGGAAGAGCAGGAAAAGAGGGCUUUGGAGACAACGAUCCCUCCCAAGGAAGAAGAUCUCUGCAGCAAAAGGGAGGAUGAUGAACAGGAAAAGGAAAAAGAAGAGGAUGAAGAGAAAGUGCAUUGAUUGAUUGUUCCCUGCAGCAUGCAAUGAUCAUAUUUUGAUAUGAACGUAGGUUGUUAGAAUUAAUUGAGGGAUUAAGCUGCUGCUGCUGCUGCAAUGUAAGAAAUGGGAUGGUGAUGUUUGUGGAUCUAUGGCUCUGGAUUGUACUUGUGCAGCUGCCUGCCAGCUCUGCUACCAAAUAUUAUUUAUUAAUAUAAUGUGAGAAUUAGAGCAA
Molecule: messenger RNA, 2637 nt
Organism: Andrographis paniculata
Lineage: Eukaryota; Viridiplantae; Streptophyta; Magnoliopsida; Lamiales; Acanthaceae
Product: AAA-ATPase At5g57480-like
Exons: 1
Coding region: 894-2426 (510 amino acids)
Molecular function (GO): ATP binding; ATP hydrolysis activity
Source: RefSeq, a predicted model, not a curated record